GGCGAACUUAGCCAACAAUUGCUUCAUCCGCUUAUGGAUGACGGCCAAAUUCCUUCAUAAACGAGGCUCUGCGGUUGAAAAAGCAAAAGGGAGGCUUACCUUGAGCUUACUCCUAGUAGAGCUCAAAGAAACGAGCCUAGCGGGAUAUCCCGCGGGACGGGCAACUAUUGGCCCAAGCUGAAUUGGAAAAUCUUCUACUAUUAACACCACCAAAAUUUAUCCUCACAAACCACCUCCCGACCAUGUCGUCUCCCACAAUUAGACUACUACCCCGCCAUCUACGGCCUCUCACCAAACAAUACAAUCACGCAAGCCCAAUUUCUCUCUCUGCCAAAUCUUAUCAUUCAUACGACCGCCCCUCUCCCUCAGAUUCUCCCUUUCCGCCCACCGAAACAAGUAUUCUCCGCGCCGCCCUUCCGCACAUCCCUACUCACGGCUUCACUCUUAAUACUCUUUCUCUCGGCGCCCAAGAUGUCGGUUAUAUACCUGCCGCUACGAAUCUUUUUCCAAAAGGGGCAUUUAGUCUAGCACAUUACCAUUUGUACACCCAAAGAAUAGCUUUGAAGAAUCACACAGAACUCAUUGCUCCACCUCUAGAAAAUGAAGGAGGGGAACCGCCAAAGGGAGUGGGAAGGAGAGUCAAGGCAUUGACGUGGGAGAGAUUGAUGGGAAACAAAGAUGUGAUUCAUAAAUGGCAGGAGGCUCAGAGUCUCCUCACGCUACCAACCAAUCUCCCCACUUCUCUCCGCGAACUUCAUUCCCUCUCCGACGAGAUCUGGUUUCUAUCCGGCGACAUCUCAGUCGACAGUUCCUGGUAUACCAAGCGAGCCAGUCUUUCCACCAUCUACGCCACUACCGAAUUAUACAUGACGACAGAUAAAUCUGAAGGCUUCAAAGAUACUCGCGAGUUCUUGGAGAGAAGAUUUAGGGACUCACAGGUGCUUGGAGGAGUUGUUGGGGGGAUUAGUCAAUGGGUGGGUUUCACGGCGAUGGCGGGAGUUAAUGUUUUGAGGAGUAAGGGGAUGAGGAUUUAGUGGAUGCUUUAUAUGAGAUAGAGGAAUAGGUUUUGAUUUUCAUAUAGCAUGGAAUGGAAUGGUAGGAGAGAAUAGAAAGAUCAAAAAUUAGGUCAUGUAUUCAGAUCCAUGUUAUUUUAACAUCAAAAUUGCCACCCAUAGCAGCCACAUGGGCACUACCAUACCUGGAUUCAAGGACCAGUGUACACCAUAACGCCAUAUCUUCGUAAGACAUAGCACCAAAUAUUUCCCCGCCA
Molecule: messenger RNA, 1270 nt
Organism: Botrytis cinerea B05.10
Lineage: Eukaryota; Fungi; Ascomycota; Leotiomycetes; Helotiales; Sclerotiniaceae
Gene: Bccoq9
Product: Bccoq9
Exons: 2
Coding region: 243-1034 (263 amino acids)
Biological process (GO): ubiquinone biosynthetic process
Cellular component (GO): mitochondrial inner membrane
Molecular function (GO): lipid binding
Source: RefSeq, a predicted model, not a curated record